Molecule: messenger RNA, 2386 nt
Organism: Cokeromyces recurvatus
Lineage: Eukaryota; Fungi; Mucoromycota; Mucoromycetes; Mucorales; Mucoraceae
Exons: 9
Coding region: 31-2289 (752 amino acids)
Biological process (GO): protein processing
Cellular component (GO): plasma membrane
Molecular function (GO): metalloendopeptidase activity
Source: RefSeq, a predicted model, not a curated record
GUAAGUUUUAUUAUCGUCUUAUAUCCAUAAAUGCCACCUACACCUUCAGUGCAGAAUAUAUCUGUAAUAAGCAAUAAUGUAUGUACAACUGCUGAAUGCUUAGCUGCAAGUAGUUUCAUCAAACAAUAUGUCAAUCUUGAUAUAGAUCCUUGUUCUGAUUUUUUUCAAUAUACAUGUGACAGUUGGUUAAAAUCUCCUGCAAUUCAAAAUAAGACAACUGCUUAUAACAAAUUAGCUGAUAUUGAGAUACAGGGAAGAGAGAAAAUAACUAAAAUACUUGACGGAACUUAUGAAGAUAUCUCCAAGAAUUUAAAAACCAAUAGUGAUGGAUUCAACUUGGUUGAACAGGCAGAUAUCGAUAAAUCUAAUUUUCAAUUCUUAAAAGAUUAUUAUGAAGUCUGUUUAAAUCUCCAGCCUAUCAUCUCUCAAUCUAUUGCCCCACUCUAUGCUGAUAUUGCCCAUAUUCAGAAUGAUUUGUUUCCUGUCAAUCUAGCCUUAAUCAUGGCUCAUUUUACUCGUGAGGGAAUUCCCUUCUUUUUUAACCCUGUAACACAAAUUGAUAUCUUUAAUCAUGAAUAUGAUAUUCCUGUCAUCAAUUUAGCUGAUCUUAAUGUGGACAUGAACCUUGGUGAAUUAUUGACUACCUAUAUAAGUUCUACUUUGCAAUAUCCCAAAAAUGAUACUACACAUGCUCAGUUUUUACUUCAAGAGAGUCAGAAGACAAAUAUUUCAUUUUGGACACCCGAAGAAAUUGAUACUGCAGUGAUUAACUUUAGGAAUUUCGAAGAAAAGUUGAUGAACGCUACAGAAAAGAUGACGGCCACUACAACAGAAGAAACGCGUGUAACAGUGGGUGAUAUACAAAAUGUCACUACUGCAAUCGAUUGGGUCACCUACUUGGAUACUCUUGUCAUGCCGGGUUAUGCUAGUCCCAACUCUGCCAUUUAUGCUGAUAUCAGCUUUACUCAUGAAGUAGAUCAAGUUAUUCAAUCUUCUUCGCCUGAAACAAUACAGCAAUUCUUCAUCAUUCGUUAUAUCAUUCAUAAAAUCACUAAUGGUUAUGUCAAUUUUUAUCGUCCUGCUUCAACGACUACUGCUACUACUAGACAUAAUGAAACAGUAAAUGCAAGAAACUCUUUGGUCAAUGAUAAAAUCUUUAAAAGAAUUGACAAAGAAAAAAGAGCACCUGAUUCCUCUACAGCUUCUUCAAAUGAUGCUCGAAAAAUUUACUGUGCUGACCAAAUCAGUAGAACUUUCCCUCAUUUAGUAGGUCGCUUCUACACUUUGGAAACUUUUGGCGCAUCUCAAGAAAAAUUAGCAGUUGAAAAUUUUAUCAAUAACUUGAAAGAGGUAUGGUUGAAUCAUUUGCCUGGAACAAGCUGGUUUGAUCCUCAAUCAAAAGCUAGAGCUAUUGAAAAGAUCAAUAUGAUAAGUCAAACUGUUGGCUACAACACAAUUUUACAAGACUGGACUAAUCCAUCUGCCCUUAAAGCGUAUUACUCUUCAGCUAAUAAUAAUGUAGACAAGACUAGUUACUAUAAUUCGAAAACGGCUAGUACUAUUUGGAAGACAAAUCAGACCUGGAAGUCUCUAACUGAAAAAAAUCCUAGAAAUAGAUGGCUCCCUAGCAAUUAUCCACAACAAGUAAAUGCCUUUUACAAUGGUAUUCUUAAUAGUGUCUUUAUUCCCGUUGGUAUUUUGCAACAAGGCUUCUAUGAUGCAACAUUUCCAAUGUAUUUGAACUAUGGAGGAUUAGGCACUGUUAUAGGUCAUGAACUCACUCAUUCUCUUGAUAGUGAAGGACGACAUUAUAAUGAGACUGGUUAUAGAGAAGAGUGGUGGGCUCCAUCUUCUGUAGCUGAAUUCGAAUCUCGUUCACAAUGCUUUGCUAAUCAAUAUUCAAAAGAAUAUUUUAUAGAUGGAGAAACGAAUAAAAAAGUUUAUAUUGAUGGAAACUUAACUUUACCUGAAAAUAUUGCUGACAAUGGUGGUGUCUCUCUUGCUUUACUUGCAUAUAAGCAGCACAUAGAAAAACUUGGAAAGCAAGAAUUACUUUUACCUGGACUCGAAAGUUUAACACAAGAACAGUUACUCUUGAUUGGUUAUGGUAUUUCAAGAUGUGAACAUAUGCCUUCUAAUUUAGCAGGCUGGGAUAGAACGGAUACUCAUGCACCAUGGAAAGUUCGUGUCAAUCUCUCUUUAAGAAAUAACGCUGAAUUUGCAAAUAUAUUUAAUUGCCCCGUCGGUAGUCCAAUGAACCCAAAAGAAGAAAAGUGUACAUUAUGGUGAAAAGCGAGAAAAAGAAAAUAUAAUAAAAACUGUAUAUUAUAAAUAUGUAUUUUUCUUUUUUUGAUCUUGUAAAAUAAAUAAAAAAAUAUGUAUAAAU